Messenger RNA from Asparagus officinalis (garden asparagus), 1603 nucleotides. Its product is annotated as bifunctional UDP-glucose 4-epimerase and UDP-xylose 4-epimerase 1-like. Bases 336 to 1421 code for a protein of 361 amino acids. Gene Ontology annotation, biological process: galactose metabolic process; rRNA processing. Lineage: Eukaryota; Viridiplantae; Streptophyta; Magnoliopsida; Asparagales; Asparagaceae. The transcript is spliced from 9 exons. Gene Ontology annotation, molecular function: UDP-glucose 4-epimerase activity; RNA binding. Gene Ontology annotation, cellular component: cytosol. The record is from RefSeq and is a predicted model, not a curated record.
CAUAAGCUCACACAGUCGAAACAAAAGUCCCAAGAUCUGCUUUCAUAUGGCAAUUCUUCUUCGCAUUCAGAAACAAAACAAGCCCCACCGACAACAGCCCCUUCCUUGAUUGUCUCCACCUUCAUUUUUUUUUUAAACCAAUCUCUGUACUUCAACACAGUGCAACCUCCACAGCUCAUCUUUCUCCUCAGUUCAGUGCACCCAUUAGCCACCAACUAACAAAACCAGCCCCAUUACCUAAUCAUUUUGCCUUCUCCCUUCUUUAUAAAAAAAAACUUCAAAACCCAAAAAAAAAAAAAAAAAAACUUGAGACCCAUUUCUUACCCUUUUCGUCGAUGGCUGCUUUGCCAUCAGAUGGGGAGAUGAGGGAGAAGAAGAGGAUCUUGGUUACUGGAGGUGCAGGGUUCAUUGGGACCCACACUGUGCUUCAGCUUCUCAAAGGGGGUUUUCUGGUGUCCAUCAUCGAUAACUUCGAUAACUCUUGUGAGGAAGCAUUGGAGCGGGUUAGAGAUCUUGCUGGCCCUGAUCUCUCACAAAAUCUCCAAUUUUACUUGGGAGAUCUAAGGAACAGGGAAGAUUUGGAAAGGGUCUUCUCCGAAUCAAGAUACGAUGCUGUAAUUCAUUUUGCUGGACUGAAGGCUGUUGGUGAGAGUGUGGCAAAGCCUCUCCUUUAUUACAAUAACAAUAUGAUCGGGACGAUACAUUUAUACGAGUUUAUGACAAAAUAUGGCUGUAAAAAGAUGGUAUUUUCUUCAUCUACUACGGUUUAUGGGCAACCUGAAAAAAUUCCAUGUGUCGAGGACUCUGAACUAAAUGCACUUAAUCCUUAUGGUAGGACUAAGUUAUUUCUUGAGGAUAUGGCCCGAGACAUUCAGCAUGCUGACCCAGAAUUUAGAGUUAUAUUGUUGAGAUACUUCAACCCUGUAGGAGCUCAUGAAAGUGGCCAAAUUGGUGAAGAUCCAAAGGGUAUUCCGAAUAACUUGAUGCCUUACAUCCAACAAGUUGCUGUAGGAAGACGACCUGUAUUAAAUGUAUAUGGCGAUGAUUACCCAACGAAGGAUGGCACUCCGAUUCGGGAUUAUAUUCAUGUCAUGGAUGUGGCUGAUGGUCAUAUAGCAGCCCUGAGGAAACUUUUUGCUGAAGAAAAUAUCGGCUGUAUUGCGUACAAUUUGGGAACCGGAUUUGGAACAUCUGUGCUUGAAAUGGUUGCAGCAUUUGAAAAGGCAGCUGGGAAGAAAAUUCCCAUCAAGAUGUGCCCGAGGAGGCCAGGAGACGCUACGGAAGUAUAUGCUUCUACCGAGAAAGCCCAAAAAGACCUUGGUUGGAGUGCAAGAUACGGCAUAGCGGAGAUGUGCAGGGAUCAAUGGAAUUGGGCCAGCAAGAAUCCGUAUGGUUACCAAUCCCAACCACCAGAGUCUUAGAACUCAGGAUUAACAUCCUGCAUCACUGAACUCCCGAAUCUACAAAAUUAUAUUAAUUGCUUUGCUACAAAUAUGAUACAAAAACAAUGAGUUGGAACCUUCUUUUCCUUGCGUGACAAUUCUUUCUCCUGUUCAGUUAUGUGGAAUGAAUACGUAGUUAUGUAACAUGGUCUUUUGCAUGU